This is a messenger RNA of Naegleria gruberi, 1296 nucleotides long. RefSeq lists its product as uncharacterized. The record is from RefSeq and is a predicted model, not a curated record. The transcript is spliced from 4 exons. Gene Ontology annotation, cellular component: membrane. The coding region runs from base 1 to 1296 and encodes 431 amino acids. NCBI's taxonomy places the organism in Eukaryota, Heterolobosea, Eutetramitea, Acrasida, Naegleriidae.
AUGGAAAAUCAAGAGAAUUUCAACAGCUCUUCGAUAGGAUAUCAAAAUGAAGAGGAAGCUGCCUUGCAACAGCAAAUUCAAGUCUAUAGAAAACAACAUCAUGACCAAGAAUAUUCGGAAAAUGAUGUGGAAGCUGGUGGAGAAGAACAGCAGGAGGAGGCUGCUCCAACAACAUCGGAACCUGUUCAAAAUUUAAGUUGUACAUUUGGCAGUGUUGUUGUUUUUAUAUUUCUAGGAGCUAUCUGGGGUAGUGCUUUUUCAUUUAUUAAAUUAUCUGUUGAUCCAAAGUUUGGUUUCAGUGCAUUUAGUGUAGUGUUUUUGCGUCUAUUGAUUGGUGGAAUAUUCAUGUUAGUGCUGUUCAUAUUCAAUUUUGUGAAGAGCAAGGAAUUUAGAACACAAGUGAACAAGCAUAGAGGAAUUAAGACAAUCUUGAUGAUGAUGGUAUUGGGAUUUUUCAACAAUGCUGUGCCAUUCAUUCUUGUUGCAUUUGCUGAACAAUCUAUUAAUUCAGGUAUUGCAUCAAUUCUCGACAGUUCCAUUCCAUUAUUUUCCAUCUUUAUUGCCCAUUUUACAUUGAAAGGGGAGAGAAUUACCUUUCUUAAAUUAGUGGGAUUAAUUGUUGGUUUUGGUGGAGUCAUUUUGGUUUGUUUACAGCAAGUCAUUAUAGGUGAAACACCAGAUGAUGGACAAAUAGUUGGCUAUGUAACUGUUACUCUUGCAGCUGCUUCCUAUGGUGUUGCUUCUGUGAUUUCUAAAAAGUAUUUUGAUGGUGUUCCAAGUUUGUUUACUGCUUGUGGUCAAAUUUUCUCAGCUUCACUCUUUGCCUUACUUGGUGUUUUGAUUUAUGAUCUUGGUAUUGAUGAAAGACAUUUGAGCUAUUUCAAACAUGCCAACUAUCUUGCUUGGAUUUCAGUUGCCUAUUUGGGAAUUGUUUCGACUGGUGUUGCCUAUGUCUGUUUCUUCUAUCUAAUCAAGAAGAUUGGAAGCACAAAACAAUCUUUGAUAUUCGGUGUUGCAGAAGGUGCCAUAUUCCUUGGAGAAUGGGAAAACAUCCCAUUCUAUAUUCCAAUAAUUGAAUUUGUUGGCAUGUUUUUGAUUUUUAUUGGAAUUGCGAUAGUUUCCAUUCCUUCUUGGAGAAAAAUCAAAGAAUCAGCUAAAUUCGUUUCAAAGAGUUCAAAAAGAGAUAAGGAUAUGAGUGAUGCUAUUUUGGACCAAACUGUGGAAGAAUCAAGUUCUCUUUUGAAUGGAGACAACAAUCCAACAGAAUAUUAUGACAGAACAAGGAGUAUUCAAUAA